AAGCUCACACUUUUUGAGCUUGAGUUGCUUAAGCUCUACCGACUUCACGUCCCCAACGUUUUGGAAAUUGCAACAGAUCGCUUACAAUCAACGUUCAACAUGCCUGGACGUCCGCUUUGGCAGGUUGCUGGCAAACGAGAACCAGAACAGGAAGCUGAGGCUCAGCAAUGGAUCGAGAAAGUCGUCGGAGAGAGAUUUCCGCCAGGCGUGAGUUAUGAGGAUGCCUUGCGGGAUGGUGUGUUGCUUUGUAAACUUAUGAACAAAUUACAACCGGGUCUCAUCACCAAAAUCAAUACGUCUGGUGGUGAUUAUAAGAUGAUGGACAAUCUUAAUCAAUUCCAGAAAGCCUGCGUGAAAUACGGAGUUCCGGAUGUAGACUUAUUCCAAGCUGUCGACCUUAUGGAAAGAAAGAAUAUCGCACAAGUGACCAACACUAUUUUUGCCAUCGGCCGCACUACGUAUAGACAUCCAGAAUGGCGUGGACCAUGGCUGGGUCCAAGGCCAGCGGAAGAAAAUAAACGAAACUUCACGGAGGAGCAAUUAAGGGCUGGCGAAGGUUAUAUCGGUCUACAAGCUGGUACUAAUAAGGGUGCGACUCAAGCUGGUCAGAACUUUGGAGCAACAAGAAAAAUUCUUCUCGGAAAAUAAUAUCUACGUAGAAUUUUUUAACAUAUUUAAGACUUUUAAAUGGUUCGAAAUUAAUUUUGGUCAAAAUGCCUAUCAACACCAUAGAAGGGUAUCAAGUGAAUUAUAAUUAAUCGUAUUAACAAAAGUUAGGUUUCUUUAAUUACCUUAUACUAUAAUAGAUGACAGCGCAUGAGAUUAAUAAUUUGACAAAAACAAUUGUCGUUUAAUAUGUUUCACAAAUGUAAUAUGAAGUAACAACGAUUUCAUUAUAACAUAUUGAUUCAAUAAAUUCAUGACUGAUUAUUUUAAUUCA
Eufriesea mexicana is the source of this 940-nucleotide messenger RNA. Its product is annotated as muscle-specific protein 20. NCBI's taxonomy places the organism in Eukaryota, Metazoa, Arthropoda, Insecta, Hymenoptera, Apidae. Gene Ontology annotation, cellular component: actin cytoskeleton. The record is from RefSeq and is a predicted model, not a curated record. Gene Ontology annotation, biological process: actin filament organization. The transcript is spliced from 5 exons. Gene Ontology annotation, molecular function: actin filament binding. The coding region runs from base 100 to 648 and encodes 182 amino acids.